AUGUCAUUUGACCUUGAAAGUUGUGAAGCUAGUGAGUCCUCGGGUUGCUCCAUCGAUGACAAACUUCCUAGCAAAAAUUGUCUGAUUCGUGGAAAAGAGGGAGUCUACGCCGUGGGGCGGAAAAUUUCGCAAGGCCGCUAUGGCGCCGUUUAUGAAGUAUUGAGGCGAUCUGAUGGAAAACCAUUCGCAUGUAAACUCGAGAUUUGUGAAGCCUACUCUCAUGGAUUAGAUCAAGAUUACAGCGUAAUGAAUAAAGUAGCGAAAAAAGAUGCUCGAAAUCUAGUGAGGAUGAUUGAUCGGGGUAAAAUUGAAGAUCAUUUCAAAUUCAUCAUAAUGCCACUUCUUGGCGAAAAUCUGAUGAAUUUGAGGUUCAUGUUUGAAGAUGGCCGCUUUUCACUUUCAACAGGAUUGAGAUUAGCUUUACUGGCUAUUGCCCCAAUCCAGCAACUACAUAGUAUUGGAUAUGUGCACAGAGAUAUUAAGGCGUCCAAUUUCUGUUUAACUGUUAGCAAUUUAAAUGCACCGCCGGAAACAAUUGACCUCAUUCUAGUAGAUUACGGUAUUUGUAGGUCAUUUAAGGACAAAAACGGGGAUCUAAAACCACCGAGGAGCGACGUGAAUUUUCGGGGAACAAAUCGGUAUGCCUCUUUGGCUGCUCACUACGGCGAGGAGCAGUCCCCCAAAGACGAUUUGGAAUCAUGGUUCUACAUGAUGAUUGAACUUAUAUCCGGCCAUCUACCUUGGACGUACUUACAUCGUGAUCAAACUAAAGAAACUGCUGCGAUGAAAGAACACUGUAAAAACGGCGAAGGCUUCCACGCGAUGAUGAAAUAUUGCCCAAAGGUCGAGUUCCGGCGCAUUCAAACAUAUCUCAAUGGUUUAACGUAUCAAAGCAGUGUCGAUUACACGUUUAUCACGGAAAUGGUGCAGUUGGCAAUGAGGAACAAUGCAGUGAAAAUGAAUGAAAAAUUCGAUUGGCAAGAAUAA
Messenger RNA from Caenorhabditis bovis, 987 nucleotides. The record is from the annotation of a GenBank genome assembly. Lineage: Eukaryota; Metazoa; Nematoda; Chromadorea; Rhabditida; Rhabditidae.